This is a messenger RNA of Jaculus jaculus (lesser Egyptian jerboa), 3272 nucleotides long. It is a transcript of the gene Hace1, whose product is annotated as HECT domain and ankyrin repeat containing E3 ubiquitin protein ligase 1. Gene Ontology annotation, molecular function: ubiquitin-protein transferase activity; protein binding. Bases 43 to 2709 code for a protein of 888 amino acids. The record is from RefSeq and is a predicted model, not a curated record. Gene Ontology annotation, biological process: proteasome-mediated ubiquitin-dependent protein catabolic process; protein polyubiquitination; positive regulation of protein catabolic process. The transcript is spliced from 24 exons. Lineage: Eukaryota; Metazoa; Chordata; Mammalia; Rodentia; Dipodidae. Gene Ontology annotation, cellular component: nucleus.
CGAGGCCGGGGCGCGGCGGGGCUGGGCGAGGCCGCGCCGAGGAUGGAGAGAGCCAUGGAGCAGCUCAACCGUCUGACGCGCUCGCUGCGCCGCGCGCGCACCGUGGAGCUGCCCGAGGAUAAUGAAACUGCUGUUUACACAUUGAUGCCAAUGGUUAUGGCAGAUCAACACAGGUCUGUUUCUGAGCUACUCUCAAAUUCAAAAUUUGAUGUCAAUUAUGCCUUUGGACGAGUGAAGAGAAGCUUGCUUCACAUCGCAGCAAACUGUGGGUCAGUUGAGUGCUUGGUGCUGCUGCUAAAGAAAGGAGCGGACCCUAACUACCAAGAUAUUUCCGGUUGCACACCCCUUCAUCUGGCUGCUAGAAAUGGACAGAAGAAAUGCAUGAGUAAAUUGUUGGAAUACAGUGCGGAUGUCAACAUCUGUAAUAAUGAAGGCCUCACAGCAAUACACUGGCUGGCUGUGAAUGGACGGACAGAACUACUUCAUGACCUUGUGCAACACGUCAGUGAUGUUGAUGUUGAGGAUGCAAUGGGGCAGACAGCAUUGCAUGUAGCCUGCCAAAAUGGCCACAAAACGACAGUGCAGUGCUUGCUAGACAGUGGUGCUGAUAUUAACAGGCCAAAUGUAUCAGGAGCCACUCCAUUGUACUUUGCUUGCAGUCAUGGUCAGAGAGAUACUGCUCAGAUUCUUCUGUUACGUGGCGCCAAGUAUUUGCCAGACAAGAAUGGAGUAACCCCUCUGGACUUAUGUGUGCAGGGUGGAUAUGGAGAGACUUGUGAAGUGUUAAUUCAGUAUCACCCUAGGCUCUUCCAGACUAUUAUACAAAUGACACAGAGCGAAGACCUCCGAGAAAACAUGUUACGGCAAGUUCUGGAGCAUUUGUCUCAGCAAAGUGAAAGCCAGUACCUCAAAAUCCUAACCAGCCUAGCUGAAGUUGCUACAACCAACGGCCACAAACUGCUUAGUUUGUCUAGCAGUUAUGAUGCUCAAAUGAAGAGCCUUUUAAGGAUUGUGAGGAUAUUUUGUCACGUCUUUCGGAUUGGUCCCUCCUCCCCCAGUAAUGGAAUCGACAUGGGCUACAAUGGGAAUAAAACUCCAAGAAGCCAAGUGUUCAAGCCUCUGGAAUUGCUUUGGCACUCCUUAGAUGAAUGGCUAGUUUUAAUAGCCACAGAACUGAUGAAAAACAAAAAGGACUCAGCGGAUAUCACUUCUAUUCUGCUGAAACAAAAAGGCCAGGAGCAGGAUGCUGCUUCCAUUCCUCCGUUUGAACCUGCAGGACCUGGGAUCUGUGAAAAGCUGCCGACUGGUACAGGGGAAUCUAAACCAGAUGCUCUUGCUGGGAAACAGGAAGCUGGUGCUGAUUACCAGGAUGUUAUUUCCAUGACAGCCAACCGGCUCAGUGCUGUCAUUCAAGCUUUUUAUAUGUGCUGCUCUUGUCAGAUGCCUCCAGGAAUGACUUCACCUCGCUUCAUUGAGUUUGUCUGCAAACAUGAUGAAGUUUUAAAAUGCUUUGUUAACAGAAAUCCCAAAAUUAUUUUUGAUCACUUUCACUUUCUCCUUGAAUGUCCUGAGUUGAUGUCCAGAUUCAUGCAUAUCAUAAAAGCACAGCCAUUUAAAGAUCGCUGUGAAUGGUUCUAUGAGCACUUGCACUCAGGACAGCCAGACUCGGACAUGGUGCACAGGCCAGUAAGUGAGAGUGACAUUCUCCUGGUUCACAGAGAUUCUAUUUUUAGGAGUAGCUGUGAAGUUGUGUCAAAAGCAAAUUGUGCAAAGCUAAAGCAGGGGAUUGCUGUCCGGUUCCAUGGAGAGGAAGGCAUGGGCCAAGGUGUUGUGCGUGAGUGGUUUGAUAUUCUGUCUAAUGAGAUAGUCAAUCCUGAUUAUGCGUUGUUUACCCAGUCAGCAGAUGGUACAACUUUUCAACCUAAUAGCAACUCCUAUGUCAAUCCCGAUCACUUGAACUAUUUCCGGUUUGCGGGACAGAUCCUGGGAUUAGCUUUGAACCACAGGCAGUUGGUCAAUAUUUAUUUCACACGAUCUUUCUACAAGCACAUUCUUGGUAUUCCUGUAAAUUACCAGGAUGUAGCAUCCAUUGAUCCAGAAUAUGCCAAAAAUUUGCAGUGGAUUUUAGAUAAUGAUAUUAGUGACCUGGGUCUAGAGCUCACUUUUUCUGUUGAAACUGAUGUUUUUGGAGCAAUGGAAGAGGUGCCUUUGAAACCUGGAGGUGGAAGUAUUCUUGUUACCCAAAAUAACAAAGCGGAGUAUGUCCAGCUUGUUACUGAACUUCGAAUGACAAGAGCCAUUCAGCCCCAGAUAAAUGCUUUUUUACAGGGCUUUCAUAUGUUCAUCCCACCUUCCCUCAUACAACUUUUUGAUGAAUAUGAAUUGGAGCUACUGCUUUCUGGCAUGCCAGAAAUUGAUGUGAGUGAUUGGAUAAAAAAUACAGAAUACACAAGUGGCUAUGAAAGAGAAGAUCCAGUUAUUCAGUGGUUUUGGGAAGUUGUGGAAGAUAUUACUCAGGAGGAGAGAGUUCUUCUCUUGCAGUUCGUUACUGGCAGUUCCAGGGUCCCACAUGGUGGCUUUGCCAACAUCAUGGGUGGCAGUGGACUGCAAAACUUCACAAUUGCUGCUGUGCCAUACGCCCCAAAUCUUUUACCAACUUCAAGCACCUGUGUUUUUAUUUUAAAGCAUCAACAUGCUCAAGUUACCUGAAUACCCAAGUAAAGAAAUCCUCAAGGACAGACUUCUGGUGGCACUCCACUGUGGCAGUUAUGGCUACACGAUGGCCUGAUGGAGUCUGGAGAAUUCAUCAGAUGCUGAUGCCCAGCUCAGAGUGGCAGGAGGGAUUUAGGACACUGUCAACAGAAAAGCAGCCGAAAUACAACCCAGGGGCAAGGCUAAUGUGUAAACUUCACAAAGGAUCAGGUUUUUUAUUUUUUUUUUCUCUUUCCCUGUUUUGCUUUUCUCUGUGACAGAACUAGAAAAUUUAGAAUCAUAGUAGACAUCAUUUUAAAAAUAUAAAGAUUUAAAGUAGUAGAAACUAUUUUUUAAAAAAAUAUUUCUUUAACCUUAUCCAAGAUUUUAUUCUUCAUGCCACCUCUGCUGUGACUCUGUGUUGUUAAAAGGGUAUUUUCUUGUAUAUCAAAUUACAUGAGGUCAUGUACCUAUCUUUUGCAUGUACAGUGCCAUUUAUAUUUUGGAAAAUUAUUGUAUAGAAUGGACUGAUUUAGAUUGUGUAUAAAGACACAAAUAUGUAUUUUCCCACAUUAUAUCUC